This is a messenger RNA of Postia placenta MAD-698-R-SB12, 834 nucleotides long. RefSeq lists its product as hypothetical. The record is from RefSeq and is a predicted model, not a curated record. NCBI's taxonomy places the organism in Eukaryota, Fungi, Basidiomycota, Agaricomycetes, Polyporales, Adustoporiaceae. The transcript is spliced from 2 exons. Bases 1 to 834 code for a protein of 277 amino acids.
AUGGCUGCCCCCAUUGCUUUAUCCUCGGAUGCGGAGCUCAUCGCACGCGAACCGUUUCAUAUGCGCCCAGUCAGCACGACCUGGACCUUCCCGAAAGGCCGCAUCGGCACCGUCGUGAACCGUCCGCGCUCAUUUGACGAUGACGAACUCAUGGCACGCUCGUUCGACGACGAAUUGUACGCGCGGGAUGCGCCUCCCGUGGCAGGCAGUGAAGCGGUCAACUGGAAGAAGGUCGGUAACGUCGCAGGCAAGAUCGCCGGCGGUGUGGGCAAGGUCCUCUCCUUCCUUAAGCGCGAAGACCAGGAGUUGCUCGCCCGCGCGAUUGAGGACGAGCUGAUCGCGCGCGAGCCGCUGGUACCCGGCCCAAUCAGCUUCAUCCCGAUGAACACUGGCCUACGGUGGACAAAAGGCCGUAUGGGUACCGUCGUGAACCCUCUGCGCUCGUUCGACGAUGAUGAACUCAUGGCACGCUCCUUCGACGACGAACUGUACGCGCGCGAGGCGCCCCCCGCGGCAGGCAGUGAAGCAGUCAACUGGAAGAAGGUCGGCAACGUCGCAGGCAAGAUCGCCGGCGGCGUAGGCAAGGUCCUCUCCUUCCUCAAGCGCGAAGACCAGGAGCUGCUCGCUCGCGCGAUUGAGGACGAGCUGCUUGCCCGCGAGCUGCCGCUUCACGGUCCAAUCAGCAUGAUCCCGACCAACAUACGGUGGACGAAAGGCCGCAUCGGCACUGUCGUGAACCCUCCGCGCUCGUUCGACGACGACGAACUUAUGGCGCGCUCAUUUGACGACGAGCUGUACGCGCGCUCGGACUUCGUGCUGGAUGAGCUUGACUGA